GAUUAUAUUAUAUGUAUGUUAAAAAAUAAAAAACUUGGAAAAAAAAAACCCCCAGCUCUUCUCCUUCCAUCCUUUCAGGCCCUGGAAUUGGACAGCAACAACGAGAAGGGCCUCUUCCGGCGAGGCGAGGCGAGACUGGCCGUCAAUGACUUUGAGUUGGCCCGAGCGGAUUUCCAGAAGGUUCUGCAGCUCUACCCAAGCAACAAGGCGGCCAAGGCCCAGCUCCAGAUCGCCCAGCUGAAGAUCCGCCAGCAGCACGAAAGGGAGAAGAAGAUGUACGCCAACAUGUUCCAGAGACUGGCAGACAAAGAAGGAAAGCCGGAAGCCGACGCCGGAUGCAAAGAAGAAGCCGACAUGAAAGAGAAGCAGAACGGCGUGGAGGAGAAAACAGACGUCGACAUAGAAAUUUGAGGCUGAGAGUUGAUGACCCGUUAGUUUUCUAAAAAAAAAAAAAAAACUGAAGAAUUUCCAGUGAACUUUAGACCUUUAUUUUUCUAUCUUGAUUCGGUAAGGGGGGUGACGGCUGGGGGGGGCUGUUUAGUGUCUAUCCUAGGAAAAAAAAACAAAACGGUGGCAGAACCAGAAACAAGUAACGUUUGAUGUAUUAUUUAUUCGGACAUGCAUCCCUUUACUCUGUUGUUGUUGAGCUUGAAAGUUCUGUUAGGGUCCCUUCUUUCCUAUCAGUUUCCUCAUCUCCUUGGCAUCCUUCUCAGGUUUCCAGCUUGGCCUAAUCAAGUGUCACAUUUUAUUCCUCCCCCCCCUUCUUUACUGCCCCCCCCUUCCCUUCCUAUUUUUAAAGAAAGUUUUUUAUCUGCACAUGCACACAGCUAUUGCAUGAGAGGCCUAAUAAACACAAAAGAGAGCUGCCUUUUCUGCCGCAGUUUAACAUCCUCUCUUCGGCUCCGUUGUCACGGAUGCCCCAAGCAGGGCUGGCCACUUUUCUUGUCAAAGGGCUCCUCUUCUCCAGGAGAGGAAAAGAAAUAGAAAACCAAAAAACUUGAGCAGUAAACUCUAAAAGUCUGGAGGGUUAGCGGCCCUCGGACUGUUAAAUGCAGAUAUUCCUCCCUCCCCGAGUUCGCUCAACAUCAGCACCACCAGGUUGGAUAAAUGACUGCCUGCCAAGGGGAUCGGCUAGUAGGAUCUUUGGAAUAAAGAGGACAUAUCAGAAGUUCAGGAAAAUAAUAUCUGGUCAGCCAGAGUUGCAGGUCAGUGACAGUUAGCCAUUUUCUGGAAGGAGGCCGCCCACAUGCCAUAAGCUUUCAAACAUCGGCCAGUUGGGAGAACAUCCUUCUACACCAAUGUGGUGGGAUUGAUCUGCAGCGUCUCCUCCUGGGAUGUCCCUAUAUCCCUCCCCCUCCAUUGAGCACAGAAAGACCUAAUGAGAUAGAUCAGGCAUUCCCACUAGGACUGUGGCGGUGAACCCGGCACGCACGGCCUUCUGGGUUUCUGGCGCGCACGCAACAACCAGCUGUCCUUCACGCGCAUGGCAGUGCCGAAAACCGAUGCGCACUUGCGGCUUAGCCAGCUGAUCGUCUGGGCGUGCGUGUGCGCUAAAACCCAGGAGUUUGGCUUUCCCGCUAUCCCUUCGCACGUGUGGUAGUGUCGAAAACUGGGCCUCGCCAGCUGAUCGUUGUGCGCGCAUGCACGCUAGAACCCGGACGUUCAGCUUUCCCAGAGCCCGACAAAUGCCGAAAAGGUUCGCCAUGACCGCACUAGGACAUUUGCCUACGUUCCCACAAUUGCCUCGGGAGCCCGCCCACAACUCCCACCAACAGUUCAAGGCUUAGCCCCUUGUCCAGCCAGGUGGGAAGAAGGGAGGUCAGUAGUCCAGCAGGUGAAGAGGUCACUAAGGAAAUCACGCGUUGGAAUAAAAGCCUAAUGCAGGUCAAGGAACGGAGCACAGAGAUACAGUUUGGAUAGCUGAUCAGAGAAGAUGGGUGGGAAAGCAGGGGCAGGAUCUGCACUCCCAGCUCAGUUGGAUUCUUGGAAAAUGGGACAUUGAGAUAAUUUGGAAGAAGGGCGUCAAACCUUGAGCGCGUGGCACCGUGCGCAGCCUUGAAGACUCUUGGUGAGCCUGUGCUUGGGUGAGGUUUGAAAGACAUCUUCCAAGUGGUCAUUUCCCUGCCUUUAAUGUUACUUUUGUGACGAGCUUGAGCUCCGGCCGUGACCUCCGAGUAUUUUGCAACCCAUCCAUGCAUUUCAGGAAUGGGAGCGAGGUGUUGGGCCGAGGCAGUCAAGAGGCAGGUGUGGCUAGGCGGACCGAAGGCUGUGUGCAUCAGUGGCGAUGACUUCUGAAAGAAAAGCGAACGCAAGCGGAGUCAUUUCAUAAUUGGCUUUUUAAAAAAAACAGUUAAUGCAACCCUGCUCUGUUUCGCCCAUUAUGCAGAUUAAAACUGUAUAAUCUCUG
This is a messenger RNA of Thamnophis sirtalis, 2407 nucleotides long. Lineage: Eukaryota; Metazoa; Chordata; Lepidosauria; Squamata; Natricidae. The record is from RefSeq and is a predicted model, not a curated record.